Molecule: messenger RNA, 3171 nt
Organism: Oncorhynchus kisutch (coho salmon)
Lineage: Eukaryota; Metazoa; Chordata; Actinopteri; Salmoniformes; Salmonidae
Product: cation channel sperm-associated protein 3
Exons: 7
Coding region: 151-1155 (334 amino acids)
Biological process (GO): sperm capacitation; sodium ion transport; flagellated sperm motility
Cellular component (GO): acrosomal vesicle; CatSper complex; membrane
Molecular function (GO): voltage-gated calcium channel activity
Source: RefSeq, a predicted model, not a curated record
AUGUGUAAACAAUCACGUAUUUAAAAAAAAUGAUUUAUACGUUCCAUUUCAUUGUGAGGUCAUUGUUGUUGAGUACUACCUGGUUAUUUUCCCUUUUCCAAGGAGUUCGACGAGAGUCGAUGCUUUUACCCCAGGAGUUUGGUACUGAAGAUGGAGCAAAAUGCAGACGUCAAAGAAAGUGGAAGCGGAUAUUUUCGAUUCAUCAUUCAAAAGGGAGCAAGUCAGAUAGCGCUCCGAAGAUUCUCUGACUGGGACGCUGUUGGGAGAGCAGCAGCAACAGCGGCGGGUUUGAAUGUGAGGAAAGAUACCGAAUUCUACGAUUACAUUGCCAACAUUACUGAAAAAACACUGUUCGAUGGUAUGAUUAUGGUCACGAUUAUCCUCAACGCUCUGUUCAUGGCUUUGGAGACGGACUAUGAUAUGAAAUACAAACUUUUUGGAUUCUUUGCGAUUGCAGACGAAUUCUUCAUGGCCAUUUACACCAUGGAGUUCUUGAUGAAGGUGUACGUUAACCCAGGGGUUUACUGGAAAAAUGGCUACAAUGUUUUCGAUGCUAUUAUUUUGGUCAUUUCAUUCGUUCCCAUGUUCGCUGAUGGAGGGGACUCCAGUGCAAUGGGGACCAUGCGCAUCGUCCGCGCUUUUCGCUCUUUGCGCGUGCUGAAGACUGUGUCGUUCAUUCGGGGCCUGCAGGCCUUGGUUGUAGCUCUAUUCAAGACCAUGAAGAGUGUGGUAUAUGUCCUGGGCCUGAUGUUUCUCCUGAUGUUCAUCUUUGCCAUCAUUGGAUAUUACUACUUUGGAGACCCUAACACUGGAGACCCUGAGAACUGGGGAGACCUGGGCUGUGCGCUCUUCACACUUUUCAGUUUAGUGACAGUGGAUGGUUGGACUGAUCUGCAGCAGAACCUUGACGACCUGGGGAUGAACUCCAGCCGCAUCUUCACCAUCGUCUUCAUCCUCAUCGGCUACUUCAUCUUCUUCAACAUGUUCAUCGGCGUGGUCAUCAUGGAGAUCCAGCACGCAACGAAGCGUUUUGAGAAUGAGGUACAAAGCGAACGGGAGGCUUCGCUGACCCAGAAGAAACACGCCAUCAUCCAGAGACAGAAGAACGAGAUCAGGAAUCUAAUCCAGAGCCAGGCUGCAGCAGCUGUACUCUGAGGCCGUUCUGAUUCUGAGUGACUUACUGGAAGAAGACUUGAUUGAAAUGGAACAGAAAGCACUGAGAGAGAGGAAAAUCAAAAUGAGGGCGUAACAACAGGUACAGGAACAGGGAUCCGACUGAGAACUACUGAGAGCUGAAAUCCUUGUUCAUUUGCAUACUGGUAUUCAAAUUAAAAAAAGAGGACAUAUGUUGGCACGUUUCUAUAAAGUUGUCUGUCAGGUCUUUGUUGUGGGUUGGCUAUGGUGAUGUCCAUUCCAUUGGAUAGAGUUGGCAGAGAAUGGUCUUCAAAAUGUCUCCAGGAUCCAUCCCAAAUGGCACUCUAUUCCCUAGAUAGUGCACAACUUUUUUUGACCAGAGGCCCCAAGGACCCUGUUUAAAUAAGUGCACUAAGUAGGGAAUGGGUUCCAUUUGAGGCUGUCAGCCAGGCAGGGAGAGUCCAGUCCAGAUGGCCCACAUAGUCAUGUCUGUACUCAGGUUUGGGGCCACUGUGAGGUAGGCUACUAUCUGUAGAAUCCGGAGGCCCACGUAACCCCUCUGUCUACUGGUGAACAGCCACAGACAGGCACAACACGUCAUCUGUUACACGGGGACUUUAUAUGGAGUUCUGGAUGAUUCAUUCUCCAAGUCAAUACGUGGGUCAUGAACUAUCUUCUCACUAGUUGCAAACCUGUUUGGUACAAGUACAGACUGUCAUUGCAUUUUGCGCUGUUUGGAGUAGUUAGACACUCUUGCUGUAAGAUAUGUUCGGAGGGAAGUAGACACCAGUAAUUGCUAUCGUGUAUGUAUAUACAUAACUGUUUGAAGAUUUACAGGGGGUGGGGGCUAAUUGGAAAAUAUAUGAUUGUUUUUUUUUAUUUAUUAUGAUGUCAUGAACAACGUAACCAUAUGACGAUAGAGCCAGCCUAAUCGCCACGGGUGUAUGAAACUCCCAUUGACAUCAAUGCUUGGUUUACACGCUUUGAGUUAGGAAAACGUUUGUCAAGGGUUAGGCCCGUGGGUGUUAUCUGAUCGUCAAACACUUGAUCAGCCCUUAGCAAACUCUGCCAAUAUGUAAUUUAAUGUAUCUUGAUUUAUUUGUAUAAUAUUUUACAUAAGUUAUUUGAUUCUUUAUAUAUAUAUAUAUAUAGCCUAUUAAAUGAAGAAAGACUAAAACGCAAUGACCCCUGUAAAAGGCAUAUUAUCAAUCAUUAAAAGUACAUAGCCAUUGUAGUUGCAGCAUAGUACGGCGUGAAUAUCAUCCUAAUGGGUCAGUACUAUAGAUAUGGGAUUGGCUGAAGGUGUGAACCUAGAGAUAUCGUAUUGAUCCCCUCUCUUAAUAACUGUCAAGAGGAAAAACCAUCACGCUUUGACAACUUCAAACACUCAUAGUCGUUGUAAAAUCUCGCUGAUUAUUCGCGUUAUCACAGUUAUUCAGUGAUGCGGUUUAAAUUGGCUAUUGUUCGGGGCCUGUAUUAAAGGUGUGUUGGGCUUAGGAGCUGGAAUUGGAUAUUGUGAGAAUUUCGCGUCACAAUAUCCAAUUCCAGUUCGUAGGUCUACCAGUAUGAGUGUAUAUCCCCGCUGCAGCAUUUUCUUGACAGUAAGAAGAAGAAAAAAAGUCUAAAAACGAAUAGCCUAGGCUCAAAAAUAAGUGAUGAAGAAACCAAGCUGGAAUGGAGGGAAAUUGCCAAGUCGCUCGCCAGUAGCAAGUCUCAGCUUUUCAUCAUAGCGAGUUUGAUUACUUAAAGGAGUUGCCUGGUCUAAAUGCUCUUGCAGUAGCCUGCUUCUCAUCUGUGGUUCAGCCCACAUCAUUCAAACCACAACGCGUUGUCAACAUAAUAAGAUCUGUAAUGUGAAAUAUCCAGUCGAACGAAAAGCACAGACGGCAAUCGUCGGAAUGCUCAUUGACUGGCAGAAUAUGGAUGUUAACUGGUCAAGAUUGGUCUGAGUUGUAAAUAAUGUAUUCUAAGCCGGUAUUGGCUAUUUAGAAGCAUGAGUCAUGACUCUCUGCCAAAAUAAAGAUGAAAUAAAAAGAA